AUGGACCCACCAAAGGGGCCGGGGGAUAUGCACCCAAGGCGCACGCUGAUUUCAGAUACCGAGAAUUUAGGGGAAAGGGGCCCUCCAGAUGCAACCAGGGGCUCAGGGAAGCCUCGGCUGACGGUGGAGCGCAGACCUGAGCAGGGCAGGGGUGAGGAGGGACAGGAGGCGGCGGAGGCAGCGCUGCCCGCGCAGCGCUCACCCGGAGGGGGCGCUCUUCCGAUCUCGCACCCGCACCCGCCGCCCGCGUCCCGCUCCCUCCUGGCCGCCCUCGUCCUCCUGGGGCUGGGGCAGGUGGUCUGCAGCGUCGCCCUCUUCCUCUACUUCCGAGCGCAGAUGGACCCUACUAGAAUUUCAAAAGAACAUGCACACUGUGUCAGAACACUUUUUGGACACCAAGAAAGUACAGAUUUGCAUGAUGCCUCCUUUGAAAGUCAAGAAGCGAAGUUAAUUCCAGAAUCCUGUAGAAGCGUGAAACAGGCUCUCCAAAGGGCUGUGCAGAGGGAAGUCCAGCGUGCUAUGGGAAGAACGCCCCCAAGACCAGAAAAAGCUGCAAUGGAAGCAUUAGGACUUGAGCUGUACAGGAGGAACAAACCUGAGAAGCAGCCAUUUGCCCAUCUCAUUAUUGAUGAUAAGAAUAUUCCAUCUGGAACUCGCAAAGUGAACCUCACAUCCUGGCAUCAUGACAAAGGCCAGGCAAACUUAUCAAAUAUGACAUUCAAUGAUGGAAAACUAAUCGUUAAUCAAGAUGGAUUUUACUACCUUUAUGCCAAUAUUUGUUUUAGACAUCAUGAAACUUCAGGAAACUUGACUAAAAGAGGGCUUCAGUUGAUGGUGUAUGUGAUUAAGACAAACCUUAAAAUAAGGCGCUUUGAUGUGUUGAUGAAGGGAGGAAGCACCAAAUACUGGUCAGGGAAUUCAGAAUUUCAUUUUUAUUCUGUAAAUGUAGGGGGUUUUUUUAAAUUAAAAUCCGGUGAAAUGAUAAGUAUCCAGGUAUCGAACCCAUUGCUACUGGAUUCUUCGCAAGAAGCAACUUACUUUGGAGCGUUUAAAGUUAGAGAUUUAGAUUGAAUCUUUCCUUAGCACGCUGAAAAUUGUGAGGGUUUUUAGUUGUCCAGAAAUAACUUGAAGAACUGAAAAUCUUCUGCAACCCAAUUAAAUCUGUAUAAGCCAUAUAUCUCUAAAGACACGUUUUUGUCCCGUGCAGACUCCAGCUGGAGUCCUGCAAAUACAUGGAAGGGCAAAAUUACACAGUUCUCUUGAUUCAGUCUUAGAGCAGUUUUACUUCAUUUGUCUCCACUGGCCUCACUAGAGUCAUUGUGCUUUUU
Ficedula albicollis (Collared flycatcher) is the source of this 1328-nucleotide messenger RNA. RefSeq names its product tumor necrosis factor superfamily member 11 (gene TNFSF11). The record is from RefSeq and is a predicted model, not a curated record. NCBI's taxonomy places the organism in Eukaryota, Metazoa, Chordata, Aves, Passeriformes, Muscicapidae. Bases 1 to 1071 code for a protein of 356 amino acids. Gene Ontology annotation, cellular component: membrane. Gene Ontology annotation, biological process: immune response. The transcript is spliced from 6 exons. Gene Ontology annotation, molecular function: tumor necrosis factor receptor binding.